Messenger RNA from Cataglyphis hispanica, 1674 nucleotides. RefSeq names its product katanin p60 ATPase-containing subunit A-like 2. The transcript is spliced from 8 exons. The coding region runs from base 17 to 1504 and encodes 495 amino acids. Gene Ontology annotation, molecular function: protein binding; ATP binding; ATP hydrolysis activity. Lineage: Eukaryota; Metazoa; Arthropoda; Insecta; Hymenoptera; Formicidae. The record is from RefSeq and is a predicted model, not a curated record.
GAUCAUUUUUCGCGACAUGAACGAUUGUCUGUCAUCGAACGCGAUCGCCGGCCGCGUUGCUCACUUGGCGAGAGAUAAGGAGGAGAAACGUGUUCAAGAGCGUCGGCGCCAUCUUAUUUAUCUUAUCGCUGCCUUUUUACGGGAUCAAGGAUAUUCUAAUACCGCGGAGAGCCUGAAUAAAGAAGCUCAGCUGUCCCGAGAUAUUCAAGUAUGCGAUAAUAUCGACCUGGAGACUAUUAUUCUUGAAUAUACCGAUUAUUAUCAUGCCAAGUACAACAGGUAUCCGAAAUUAUGUAAGAAGGCGGAAGCAAUCGCAAAUGUGGCACAGAACGUCAAUAGAAAAGAGAAAAUCACAAAGAUUUCUAAUUCGAAGCAAGAGGAUAGUCGUCUUACGGAGGAAUGUAACAAUACUGCAAAAAAUAAAAUCGCACAAAAACAAUGCGCUUGGGACGAAUUGAAUCUCGGUAUUACGGUGACGCCAAUUUUUCCUGCGGAAAGUGGCGAUCGAGUUGCCAUACAAAUGCCAAUGUACAACGAAAUUGUCAUCGAUAAUGAAAGACUAUUGAAACCUAUCGGUGAUCUUUAUCCACUCGGAUCCGAAUUCAAGGAAAUCGCCGACGUUAUAUCACGGGAAAUCUUACAACAAAAGUUGAACGUUCAUUGGGACGAUGUAAAGGGACUAAAGAAUUGCAAGACAUUAUUAAAAGAAGCUAUAUUGUAUCCCAUAAAAUAUCCAAGUCUGUUUAGCGGGAAACUCGGUUCUUGCAAAGGUGUAUUGUUAUACGGUCCACCAGGAACUGGCAAAACAAUGCUCGCGAAGGCGGUUGCCACCGAAUGUCAAUCGACCUUUUUUAAUAUCACUUCCAGCUCCGUUAUUAGCAAAUGGAGAGGCGACUCCGAAAAAUAUAUUCGCGUACUCACCGAUCUUGCUAAACAUUAUGCGCCUACGAUAAUCUUUAUCGAUGAAAUCGACUGGACAACCACGAACAACACGGAUUACGGCUCGUCGAGCUCAGAACCUGCUAGAAGAUUUCGAGCGGAACUUCUCGCCAGACUGGACGGAUUAUUAUCAAUGGAUUAUACAAAUGUAAUAUUAUUAGCAGCUACAAACGUUCCCUGGAAUAUAGACGUUGCCUUAUUGAGACGUUUAGAAAAGCGAAUUUUUGUGGAUCUACCCGACGAAACUAGUCGAUUAGAAAUAUUACGAUUUUAUGUGCGCGACAAUUUGCAUGAUUCACCGGAAAUGUUUAAACUCGCGCAAGAAACUGCGGGAUAUUCUUGCGCGGAUUUGAAAUUGCUAUGCAAGGAAGCAUGGAUUAGUCAAUUACGACCUAUUUGGGAGAGUCUCGAGACCAAAGCGAUUUCUGUAAGCGAUAUUCGGAACGACGGUCUGAUCAAUGUAAUGAAUCACUUUGUGUUCGCAAAACACAAUGUGAAACCAACUACCAAGCAUAUAAAUGCGCAAUAUAUGGAAUGGCAUAAACAAUUUGGUUCUUCUAAAUAAGUAGGAAAGCGGGAUUCAUAUUUAUGAUAAAAAAGGUAAAUAUAUAUGUAAUAUGUAUAAUAAAUAGACAUGUGAUGACACAAAUGAUAUGUAUAAUAAUUAGAUCAAUUUUUUUUCUGUGAAAGUAAUAUUUUGAGUACUUCAGAUAUCACAUAAGAUUUCUAUUAAUC